UUGAAUAAAAUUGUUCGCUCUUCCCUUGUUAUUAGUCUAUAUACACCACGGACACAUAAUCCUGAUGAGUCCCGAUAACGAUUGACACAUCAGGCAGACAUCUCCAUAUAAUUCAAUUAUUUUCCCCAAAAUAAAAAUAAAAGAAUAAGAUAAAGUAACCGGUGGGGUCCCACCACUUGGUGGACACAUCAUAUAGGGCGGGGGGGAAUAAACAUGCAGAGGAAGUUUCCUGAAGCAGCUUCUCGAUCUUCUUAUGACUUCUUUUUCUUUUAAACACUCACAUCAUUCCUCCCUCAUUAUCACUAUUCUCUUUCGUGACUCUCAGGGGACGCUCUUCUUGUCUUUCGUUUUUACUACCAAUCUUAACUCAUGGUGAGCGAUAACGGUGAGCCGAUGAUGGUAAUAACAAAUGAGUCUCAGAGAUCUGUUCCGACGCCGUUUCUCAUCAAGACCUUUAACCUCGUUGAAGAUCCUUCUAUCGACGACGUCAUCUCAUGGAACGAAGACGGUUCCUCCUUCGUCGUCUGGAACCCGACUGACUUCGCUAGAGACUUGCUUCCUAAACACUUUAAACACAACAACUUCUCCAGCUUUGUCCGUCAGCUCAACACUUACGGUUUCAAGAAAGUAGUCCCUGAUCGGUGGGAGUUUUCGAAUGAUUUCUUCAGGAGAGGAGAGAAACGUCUUCUCAAAGAGAUCCAACGUCGAAAGUUAACGCCUCAAGCAGCUGCUGUUACUCCGCCGCCUGAAGUGGUUGCUGCGGCGGCGGCGGCUCAGAGAGUUCAGACGACGAAAACGGUCGUGUCUCCGUCGAGUUCUGCGGAAGAUCAGGCGGUAUCUCCGUCGUGGUAUUGUCAAACCGGAAACAGUGGUGGUUUGUCUGUUGAGCUGUUAGAAGAGAACGAGAAGCUUCGGAGUCAGAACAUCCAGCUUAACCGUGAGCUUACUCAGAUGAAAUCCCUCUGCGAUAACAUCUUCAGCCUCAUGUCCAACUUCUCCGGAUCUCCUCCUGAUCAGAACUGUUCUCCGGGAGCUAGUAGCAGUCACGAAAGGAUGAAGCCGGUGGAGUUUUUUCCGGCGAAGCGGUUUUCAGGUGAGACGGAGGUUGAGGAAGAAGCGAGUCAUAGGCUUUUCGGUGUUUCGAUAGGGCUGAAACGGACGAGAAGCGAAGGUGUUCAGGUGAAGGCGGUGGGAGAGAGAUCCGGCGGAGGAGGGGAGAAGGAGGAGACGCCGUGGCUGAGACACUAUAAUAGGACCAAUCAGAGAGUCUGUAAUUGAACGGCUCAGAUUGUGUGUGCGCGAAGUACAGGAUCAGAGCUUUCAGACAAUAGGCACGUGUCUCGUCUGUUUCAAGAAGUUUCAUCAAUCUUGACUUCUUCUCUAACAUGUUGUCAUAAUAAAAAACGCUCUUUUUUUCAGUUUUUUCUUCCUUAGAUUUUUCUAGACUUUGCCUUUUUGACUUUUUUCAUUUCUUUUUCUCUUUUGGGGAUAUAAAAUUAUAAUAAUUGUCUA
Brassica rapa (field mustard) is the source of this 1512-nucleotide messenger RNA. RefSeq names its product heat stress transcription factor B-2a. The record is from RefSeq and is a predicted model, not a curated record. Gene Ontology annotation, cellular component: nucleus. Gene Ontology annotation, biological process: regulation of transcription by RNA polymerase II. Gene Ontology annotation, molecular function: DNA-binding transcription factor activity; RNA polymerase II cis-regulatory region sequence-specific DNA binding. NCBI's taxonomy places the organism in Eukaryota, Viridiplantae, Streptophyta, Magnoliopsida, Brassicales, Brassicaceae.